AUGGCAAGCAAGUGGCGCCUGAACCGGGCAGAAGAAAGCUCUGUUCAAAAGGAGGCGGAUGCGGUGAAGGCGGAAAGGCUGAACCAGGGCUGCUCUGAGCAGGAGGCCAAAGAAGCUCACAGGCAGCAUGUCGCCACCCGCACGCAAGAGCUGAAGAAGGCAAAGGCUGAUGCCAGCAAGGCUAAGCAGGCUGCCCGGUCCGCAGGCGGGAAAGGUGCAGCCGCCCCGCCGUCGCUUGCCGCCCCGUCAGCGGACGUGCUCCAGAACAACACGGACUACUACACGAAGCUGAUGGACUCAAUGUCUGUCAUUCAAGGCCACCCUGUUUUUCAGCGGAUCAACGAGGCGAUGCCGCUGCUGAUCACGGAUGAUGAAACCAAAGAGUGCGGCGUUCAGGCUGUCUUUGAGGCGGAGGCUGCGAAGAUUGCAUUGGCUCGGACAGGAGUGUACCGGGCAGCUUGCAAUUUGUUCUGGCUUGACCUGACCAGCAACUCGACACCGAGGGUGCCGCUGAGCUACGCAAGGGUGCGUGAGUGGGCACAGACUGUCUUUGGCAAGGGGCCGCGCCACUUCAAAGACCUCAUUCUCGUUGCAGCCCCUGCAGCUGACUCGGACUUGCUUGCUUUGCGCGGAUCUUGGAAACAAGUGACGCCGGAAGAGCUGACUCACAGCACUGUGUUUGCGCUGGCAGACCGCAUCACAGCAGGCGCCGGUGAGGAAGAGCUGCGAUCAUGGCGUUCCUGCUUGCUGAGCACGCCGAUGAUGUUCAGUGUCCUGGGCAACGAGGAUGCAAUCUAUUGGGAGGCAUACGACCAGAGGCAGAGGACUGGGAUUGUCCAAAGCCACGACACUAUCAAGAGGUCAGCCCGGCAGUGGGCGCACGAGAUCAUGGCGUUCAAAGAGAGGAAGGAGCAGGAGCUUGGCGAGGCGUUGACUUCAAAGCGCUUGCAAAUGCUGUUCAAAGAUGGCUCGAAGCACACCGAGGCUCGCUCCACCAAGAUCGAAACUGGCGCGGACAACUUCGUUGCAGACUGUCAAAGGGUUUACGAGAAACUGUUGACAGACAACUACUGCAACGCCAAGCUCGAGUCGUUGGAGCGCCAAUUCGGACUGGAGUCGCCGCUCAAUAGCCUUCUCAAGCUCCGUGUCAUCAUAGAGAAAACAAGCAACGUCGAACAGCGGCGCUGGGUGUUGGGCUUUUUCGAAGAUGCAUUGUCGACUGGCAAACUGAGCUGCGACGCGGUUGGAAAGAGCUACCUCCAGGGCUCGCCAACUGCUGCUUCAGCCGUGGACUUCAUCAAGUUCCGCCGGCAGGCUGUGGACUUCUUCCUGGAGCUUGUCAAGCAGCAUCUGGCCAACGUGGAGAUCUACAGGCAGACAGUCACUGCUAAGCCAGAUGCCGAUGGGGUUGUGGCGAGCCAGUGGCAAGCUGGUCUGAAGGUUUCCUCCAUCAAAGCGCUGAAGCUGAUGGAGGACCUGCUGUUCGGAAACUCGCUGAACUCAGCCAUGAUCGCGGUCCUGAAAAAGAACCCAACCAAGCCAGAGCCCCUGGAGCUGUGCGAGGUCGAGACAUUCAGCCUGAGGAUGCGUGAGUGCACGAAAGAGAAGGAUGCCGAGACAGCGUCGGAGAAAGCUUUGGCCGGCAUGAGCGAAGAGGCUGAGCAUGCUCGGGAGGAUGACGAGUGCACCAAGAUAGCAAAGGGCGCCAUUCCGGCCACGCCCUCGCGCUACACGAAAGGCAGCGUCGAACACUUUACGGCGACUGCUGCAGAGUUGCUCAACAUCUACUGCCUCCUGCAGCCCGAGCCAUCGACGGAAUCCGCGCUCAUCAAGAUGAUCAGCGAGUCCCCUCUGAGCCCGAGCAAGGUCAAGGGAGUUCCUGGCAAGUCAGCUGUGUUGAUAUACCUUGACACACAGCUCAUCGGCGAGAGCAACAAGAAGCCGGCAUUGCGGCUGCCACCCAUUCAGCCAGGCUUGUUGCAGAAGCUCAUCACUUGCGCGCUCAAGGCCAGAGGUUCCUCCCCCGUUGGCAAGUCUACCCAAGUGGACACACCGAUCGAGGGCGACAUGAUUGUCGUUAACGACGGUGGCCGCGCAAGGGAUGACCAGGUCCUGGCUCCCUUCAAGUCAGCCAGGACAAGGGGCAGCGUGAGUCCCCACUUGGAGCACUGGGAGCUCAGCCUGAUCAUCAGCCAAGACAGCGUCAAGCAGAAGAAGAGAAAGAGCCGCGGUGCUUUGAACCAAGUAAUGAAGUUUCACUUCAUUACCAAGGACUCCUUGGACAAGAUGGUGCCAGAAAGGAAGCACACAAAGUACCCUGGCAGCUGUCGCGGCAAUGCUCUGGCGUUUGUCUCGCUGGCUUCGACUUCUCAGACUUGGCAGGCUACUGUGGAAGAGAAGCAGGCAAUCUUCAAGGAGAAAAUCUUCGGCGGAGACGGCUUGAGCAGCCAAGCGGACGAGGAUGAUGUCGAAGAGGGGACGGCGGCCGCGCAGGAGGCAGAGGGGGAACUUCAACGGAAAGACCACGAUGUCGAGCCGGUCUUCUUUCACAACUUGCCAAAGGUGCUGUUUGAGAACUUGCUGGGCUCUUGGAGCAUUUCUGCAGUUCUGGAUCUCAGCCCAGGGUCAGGAGAGCUGGCCAAAGCUGCUGUGGAGAAGCGAUUGCCUUAUUAUGGAGUCUGCCUGAGUGAAAGCCAUGCCGUCAACCUGAAGCAGGAUUUGGGCUUAAAGUUUUUUGGGGAGCUCAUUGGCCACAUCAAGACGAGCAUGGCGACAGAGGGCACGCCGUUGUAUGCUCCAGAAUGGGCCGAAGAGAAAGGCUCCCGCCGCCUUGGCGCCGACGACGAUGAAAGCCAGAAUGAUGAUGAAGAAGAAGACGACCAGCCGUUGAGGAAGAAGCCAAAGAAGAAGACAAAUCCGGGACCCAAACCAAAGCCCAAGCCUAAGCCAAGCAAUGAUGGAGAAGGCAACGAAGAUGACGAGAAGGAGAAGAAGAAGCCGAAGAAGAAAAGGAUCAUCGCAGAUUCAAAUUCAGACUCUGCAAGCGAAUGA
Messenger RNA from Effrenium voratum, 3051 nucleotides. Lineage: Eukaryota; Dinophyceae; Suessiales; Symbiodiniaceae. The record is from the annotation of a GenBank genome assembly.